UCGCGUCCGGAGGGAUUUAAAAGCAAAGCAUGAUGUAAACACGGAAUAAAAUCCGCAAGGCUUUCCCCGUCGCACCGGUCCAUGAUCGACGUUCAAUAUUACACGAGGAGCCCCUGUAACGACAGCGCGUCUGUGGACAGCGAACAGCAGCGAGUAAAGACGUUGAAGCCAAGAGGAGUUGAGCAUUGUUUCAUUUUCGCUUCAGGCUUCUUUUUCUUCUGGAGUUGCUCCGCUGUCUGGUUGUGUUGCUGUUUUGAACGGAGCCUGCUGGUCCACUGAGAUCACCAUGUUGGCUUUCUCAAGCAGACCACUGGAGAUGCUCUUCUUAUUUUUUUUGAAAUCUUGAUGUGUGUUCUCCCGCUUCUCUUGUGGACUCGGGGAUGACAAAGGAAACGCACGCGAACAUGUUGCAUUUCUGAGGUAGACACGUCUCAAUGGGUGAGACCCACUGAUCCAGUCGACCCUUGACAUCCCCGCUACUCCUAACCCCCCCUGUCCUCCUCUGUUGCCCUCAACCUAACCCCCCUUCACUUCAGUCACCAUGACUUCCACCAAUCAACUGCUGGGUUUGGCUGAGGUGAGCCUGAAGUGUGACCAGGAGAUUGAGAGGAGAUAUGAGAUCGUUCCCUCAGUGGUCUGCUCCAUGUUCUGCCUCUUUGGCAUCAUCUUCUGCUUCUUCGGCUAUCGAUGCUUUAAGGCCAUAUUGUUCCUCACAGGCCUAAUGUUUGGCUCAGUGGUCAUCUUCAUGUUGUGCUACAAGGAGAGGGUGUUGGACACUCAGCUGAGCGUAGAGGCAUCGGUGGGCAUCGGCCUGGGGAUCGGGACCCUGUGUGGCCUGGUGACCAUGUUGGUCCGCAGCGUGGGACUGUUUAUGGUGGGCCUCCUGCUGGGCCUGCUGUUAGGAGUGGCUUCACUGGUGGCCAUGGAGGAGUUCUACCACCCCAGAACAGUGUGGGUUCCUCUGGGUAUUCUCCUGGGUUCCGGGACGCUAUUUGCCGUCCUCACUCUUCAAUGGCAGCGCUGUUUCGUCACCCUCUCCACUGCCACCUUCGGCUCGGCCAUCAUCACCGUCACUGUGGACUACUUUAUUGAGCUGUUUGCCUUGGUGCACUACGUCUACGAGAGAAUCCGGGUGGCGCCAAAGAGGCCAGUAUGCUGGUUUACUUGGAUCAUCUUGGGGGUGUGGCCUGUCCUGUCCCUCCUCGGAGUGCUGAUCCAAUGGAAAGUCACUGCCGAGGGAUUUUCUCACACAGAAGUGGUGUUGAGUCGACAACAAAGGAGGGUUCAGCUCAUGCGGAUCCGACAGCGGGAAGAUAGGCUGAAAAAGGAGAAGGAGAACAAAAAGAAGAGAAAACGAGAGAACCUGAAGACCACCCACAAACAGAAAUCCCACCCCCACCCCCACCACCACCACCACCAGCAGCAGCAGUACCAUCACCCUGCAUCAUCCCACCCUCAUCACCAAGCCCAGAGCUCCCCGCCACCUAAAGUCCCCCCUCCCCCUCAAACUGAACCCGGCUACCAGCGCAAGACCAACCCAAAAAGGCGCUUUGAUGGAGACGUCCUUUCACCGAGCUACAUCAAGAGUUUCAGGGACCGACAAACAGACAGACGCGCCUACUCCCACAGUCGAAUGAUGAGCCGCUCCCGCAUGGCUGAACUCGACUACGACUGCGGGUCUCGAGUGCCCCUCACAGCUCCCAGUGGCCCCCCAGUUCACAUCUGAGACAGGGAAAUGAACAUGUGUACACCUAACCACACACACAUUCACACAAGGCUACUUCAAACGUAGUUGUCACUGUUAGGGAUAGAACACCUAACCCUAUGUGCCAACCUUAUCAACUGCCUAAUAAACCAACCGGAAGGCAAUAUGUCCCAAUAAGGUGGUGAUUCCCACACUGGUUUACUUCUCUCAGACUUGUUACAAGUUUUAUUUCUGUUCUGAUCUUUAUGACUGGCAAGACACGAGAGCAGCACCUCUUCUUUUAGAUGGAGCGAGACAUGAUUGCUCGGUCAAAUCUCAAAAAAUCUCAAACAUAGUCAUCACAUACUGUAUUAGACUUUAAAACAAGAGUCUUUGGACUGUUCUGGAGAUAAUGGACCUGUCUGGUGGGGAGUUGAUUGACAUAUCAACAUUUGAUUUCUAGAUUCUUCUGGUUGCUUCAAGCCAUAAUAAGUCAUUUCCACUGGGAUUGUCGUGGGGGAAACAAUCAAAACACUACUUUGUCCACAGGAGGGCUGCAACAUUUCACAUUUUAAAAAAAGCAUCACAUUGCUUUCAUGGAGUAGCACAACCAUCAAUAAACCUUCCAUCGCAUCUUUAGUUCAAGGGAAAUUAAGGAGGAAAGGAUUUGCUUCAAAGAUUCCAUUAAGAGCGCUCAGAGGAGGAAUAUGAGAGGAAAUAACAGAAAACAGCGAACACUGAAACAGAAAGGCAGCUCUACUUCAUCCUUUCACAUGGCAGCAACAGGAACUGCUCUUGGUGGUGUAUAGGAUCAAAGAGUUAUCACCGAAGACAAUGUUUUUGUUAUUUCACCCAUGAACACUCCAUGUGUCAUUGCCUACAUGUAUGCUAUUUGUCCCAGGAAUGUGCUUGCUUCUCACUCCUUUAUUCGUUGAUGGACAGCUGUUCUCACCACAGAGCUGACCAGGAGACGAAGACGUACCUCUCCCUUUCUUUUGGAAAGCUACUGUAUGUAAAUAUCCUUGUUGAAGAUUUUCUGAACACUAACACGUCACUUUUCCUUUUUUUAAUCCAAGAGAAAGUCGACCUUUGUUGAAUUUGUCAGCUGUCUUGUUAAAGACAGACGUUAAAGCACAAAGUCAAGAAACUGCUAUUGAUCAUCCAGGAAUUAGAAAAUUAAAAAUUAGAGUUUGGAGGGGACACUAUGAACAUGUUAAAUAUAGUGUGUGUGUGUGUGUGUGUGUGUGUGUGUGUGUGUGUGUGUGUGUGUGCGUGUGUGUGUGUGUGUGUGCCAAAUAUUGGCCAAGCAGAGGGGGAUUCACUGUAUUGUAUGCUGUAUUGUUUGUCCUCAUUUUGGCCAGUACACCGGUCCUGUUUAAGAUAUGAAUCUUAUAGUUUGGAUGAAGUGUUAAUAAAUGAUGAAAAGGAGGAGAAGGAGGGAUAUAAUCUCCUGUAAAUGAUGAAACAUAAUGAAAAGAUGAAAUCAUUUGCAAACAGCGCCCUCUCAUGUUUACUACUGGACUUUUCUUUUCAAGACUUAUUGUUUUCGUGUGCAUAUGUUUGUGUGGUACAUGCAUUUGAUUGUGAAUGUCGCUUGAAUUCAAACGUAUUCCGAGCAUUAAUGUUGUUGUGCCGAACAUCCAGUUACAUUUGUACAUGCAGUAUUUUCAAAGGUAUUAUUUGUGUUUUAUUUUAACCUCUUUGGAAUUGAAGUAUGGUAGUUCCUCACAACAAACACCAACAUGUUCCGUUUUUUUAAAGAUAGUUUUUUAAGAUAGUUUCACAAUGUUUAGAUGAACACACAUAUUCCACAAUACUGUUGUUACAUACUAGAUAUCUAAAUAUGGGCUUGGCACCAGGACCAAUCAUUCUCACCAUAACCCAUUACUGCAUGAGAAUCCUUGUGUAAUUGUUUCCUAUGUGUCAGUGUGUCAGUGUGUCGCUGUUGUCAUGUGAAAACCUCAGAUUUACAUUGAGACUUUUUUGGUCCCAGGGUGCUCAAAACAUAAUCCACAAUGGCUGAUGCAAGGACCAACCAAAGCCUAUUCUCCCUCCUCUUGACAUGUAUUACGCUCAGUCACCUUCUAUUCUGCUGUAUCAUUGUUAUGUUAUAAUGUUUUAUUUGGGCUUUUGCUUACACUUCAGUUCUGUGUUGGUCUUCUCUUGGAGCUUUACUCUCGUCAUCAAUGUCUUUAGAAUUUUAUUAAGACAACAUUUUACAAAAUGAUAAUUCAAAACAUUAGCCCUAUUGGGCCAGAAAUUAAUUAUUAGAAAUAAAUUGUCAGAUAUUUAUUAGUUUUUGUUCCUUCUAUUUUAUUUCAGUUUUGUGUGCCCAUCGCUUCUGAAUAUGUGUUGGGGAAAUACUUGUUGAACUGUAAAUAUUUUUCUUUAAUUUUCAUGUUUGCACCACGACAACUUAUGUCAUGUAUCCAGCCGCUUGGACCUGUUUAUUGUCUGUAUGUCCUCUUGGUUUGAUUCGGCUGGGUGGUGGAUGCACUUGUUUCGUUCUCAUCCUGUUUCAACGUGUGAUGUUGAAGAGCAGCAAACAAACUGAGCCUCAACUGAUCAUCAGCAACCAUCAGUAAUUCAAUAAUUGCUCCACAUUGUGAGAAGAGAUGACAAUUCAUUUUCAUACCACCCUGUUUAAAUGUGUACAAAUGAUGUAUUAUAAUUAUUAUUAUUAUUAUUAUUGAUAGCAUGAAUUGAUAUGGACCUACAAUAUGAUAAACAUUGUGAUUCUACAAUUUAAUUGAAUUGUUUGUCUACUGUUCUUACAUUGUGAUUUAUGUAUAGGCUAUAGAGGUGCAUUCAUGGGUACAAAUAACAAAUAUCCUCUGAAGCAUAUCAAAAAUCAUGCACAUCUUUACCACAAACACGUUCCUCUCUGCCUAACUCUCCUAACCUAGUUGACUUAUUUGGUGGUGUUGAGUGAAGCUUCACUGGUCAGCUGCGCUGUACUAUCGAGCAUUGUCUGACAUUACACCAAACACUUAAAAAAUAGAAACUGCGCAGUUACACGUAGAGGCAGGUGUGGCGUUGUCGGAUCAGUGCAGGGCUGAGUGGAGUUACUCAGAGACACACACACACGUAUGCGUUUCACGUAACAGUCCCAGUUCUGGAUAAACUGCUAAGCAGCACAACAAAUGAGCCACAUGUAAUAUUUUCCACGCCUGUAUGUUCACCAGCUGAUGGAGGAGAGGUCAGAGAGGUCAGAGAGGUUUGCUGACUUCAUUUGAAGGAAAUGGAGGCGGAACAUGCUGCUCUUCUUUAGUUGUCCUGCAAUGAUUGGGAAGCUGAUGGCAUUGGCAGCAGUUGCAAAGAAACUGUGACAGAAAGUUCUGAUAAAACAGGCCCAACAGCA
Pseudoliparis swirei is the source of this 5045-nucleotide messenger RNA. It is a transcript of the gene tmem198aa, whose product is annotated as transmembrane protein 198a. Gene Ontology annotation, biological process: positive regulation of canonical Wnt signaling pathway. Gene Ontology annotation, cellular component: cytoplasmic vesicle; plasma membrane. The record is from RefSeq and is a predicted model, not a curated record. Bases 542 to 1726 code for a protein of 394 amino acids. The transcript has 7 exons. Lineage: Eukaryota; Metazoa; Chordata; Actinopteri; Perciformes; Liparidae.